AGAAGCAGCCAACCCUCACAGAGAAUUGCAGGAACCUCACUAACCCAGGGAGCUCUGGGGUGCUAACACAGUUCUGUGGUGAAACGCCGCCGUAUUGUUUUAUCUUUAAAAAAGCCUUCGGGUUUGACUUUGACGAUACAAAACGCACCGUUUUUGUUCCCCGAUGGCCGCUUCUGCAACAAGCAUCUUUGCUCGAAUCGUCCGCCAGAAAUCUGAACCGACACAGAAGAGAGAGAGAGAGAGAGAGAGAGAGAGAGAGAGAGAGAGAGAGAGGCAUGAGAGGAGCUUUAUGUGGAUUUUUAGUAGUAUUACUUAGUUCUGCGAUUCAAUUAACUUUUGCUACCGUCUUCUUAAAGCAGUUCUCCGGUUCUUUCCUCGACCUUCCCGCCAAAUUCGCUGUUGCUAUAAAUAGCUCCGGCGUAUGUGGAGUUCUGCAUGCGGCGGAUCCUCUUAAUGCUUGCUCUCGAUUAAGAAACGACGCCGUAUCUAACAAGACGGAGCAGCAAGUCAAGUUCGCGUUGAUAGUUAGGGGCGAGUGCUCCUUUGAAGAUAAAAUACGAAAUGCCCAAAACGCAGGUUUUGGUACAGUGAUUGUGUAUGAUGACAGAGACAAGAGCAGUUUGGUAUACAUGAUGGUAAACCCUCAUGGUGUUAAAGUGCAUGCAGUGUUCGUUUCUAAGGCAGCAGGCGAAACUUUGAUGAAGCAUGCCAAAGAGGAACAUGGGGAAUGCUGCAUUUAUAUGCAGCAUGGUGGAAGUGCUUGGACUGUGCUAGCAAUAUCAUUCUUCUCUCUUAUUGUCCUAGUAGGAUUGCUAGUGAUAGUGUUUUUAGCUCCCAGACACUGGCCAUAUAGGCUAGGGGGAAAUCAUUGCCCUAAAAGUGUAGAUAACACAAUGGUGGAAACUCUCCCUCGCGUCACAUUUAGCUCUGCUUGUUCGAGUGAUUGCCGUAGGGAAGAAACUUGUGCCAUUUGUCUUGAAGACUACAAAGAUGGGGAAAUCCUUAAGCUCCUCCCUUGUCAUCAUGCAUUUCAUUCAAGCUGUGUAGACUCUUGGUUGACUAAAUGGGGGACAUGCUGCCCAGUGUGCAAACUUGAUAUGAGGACUAAAUCUUCUUUUUCUGAGGUGAAGAGAGGAAUCCAGAUUUAAAACCACUCAUCAGAAAGGAUGAUGUCAUGUGCUUCUUGUACACUGGGUUCAUAUGAUAGCCAUAAGGGAGAUUUGGGCAAACCAUGAUAAAGUUUUUGUUCUGAGAUUGUUGCAGAUGUCAUGUCCACACGGAAGCUUAACAAUUGUUUUGAGUUGAAGGCAUGAAGCCCCCAAGGUAUCUCCCUGGUAUGUCUGGGCAAAACGGAAUAGUCCUAUAUGUAAGUCCUUGUACAUAGUUCACUAGCUCCUUCACAAUUCACCUAGAUGAUAAAUGGUUAGAUGUUGCGGGUCCAUGAUAUUUCUUCUUGUGGCGUCUACUGAUAUUGCUUGUUUGGCACCUUUUCUCCUGUAACCGGGAAGCCAUUUGAAUAUGAUUGCUGAAUUGCAGAAACUUUCAAUGUUCGUUAGUUGUGCUCUUUUAUUCAUGUAUGUGAAUUGCAGAAACUUGAGUGUAUAUAUACUUGUUUGGGCAUGUUCCCUUUCAGUUUCAGAUUCCUUGUCAUCUCAA
Molecule: messenger RNA, 1656 nt
Organism: Carica papaya (papaya)
Lineage: Eukaryota; Viridiplantae; Streptophyta; Magnoliopsida; Brassicales; Caricaceae
Gene: RMR1
Product: receptor homology region transmembrane domain ring H2 motif protein 1
Source: RefSeq, a predicted model, not a curated record